AUGUGGGCUAUAAUAUGCGUUUUCUCGCUGGAAGCAGCCGUUACAGUGGCAGCAAAUUUUGCUACCAUGAUAAUAUUUGCAACAACACCCCGUCUUCGAAGCAAACAGUACAUUAUGAUCAUCAGCCAGGCUKUAGCUGAUCUCUUCGUUGGUCUUGUGUCUGUUCCAAUGUUUACUGUCAGAACKGUUAACAAAGACAUACUCUUUUYAYCUCUAUAUACACAAAUCUAUCAUAUUGAAGAUGGCUUCUUUGCAGCAGCUUCCUUAUUUGGUUUGGCAGCGUUGGCCAUUGAACGAGCACAUGCAACAUACUUUCCAUUCAGACACUCYACAUUAGGUAAAGGCCCGUACAUCAUCGGGAUAGUUUUGAUGUGGACUACUCCAUUGAUCGUGAUCAGUCCAAAUAUACUGUCCAUUGAUAAAAGAACUGCCAUCGCUAUAAAAAAUGCAUUUUUCUGGAUAAACCUUGUAGUCAUUUCUGGUGCUUACUCGCUUAUCGUUCUAAAAGUCCGUUGCACAAUCACUCAAGCUCAUGAUGUAAYCAUCCAAGAAAACAAGAAACUGACUGUCACUCUUGCUGUUGUAACUGUACUAAGUCUAAGCAUGUGGCUGCCCUACCAAUGUUUCUUACUGCUUAAUGCACGCUUUUCUCCUUUCACUUAUUAUCCUGCAAAAUUCCUUCAUUAUGGCAACUCCCUCGUUAAUUCUGUCGUCUAUGCGUUUCGCAUGCGUGAAAUAAAAAGAGAAAUCCUGCGUUUAUUCCAGUGCUGCCGCAGAAMUCAAAUCUCAAGAAGACAGGAACGACAGCUUGAAAACAUUGGAAAAGCCAACGUAAACAACGAAAACGAACUUAGGGGUAGAAGAAGAGUGAGAAAUCUUCAUAAUUGCCAACACGAGAAAGAAGUACUGAUGUAUUGA
Messenger RNA from Exaiptasia diaphana, 918 nucleotides. RefSeq names its product histamine H2 receptor-like. Gene Ontology annotation, biological process: G protein-coupled receptor signaling pathway. Gene Ontology annotation, molecular function: G protein-coupled receptor activity. Gene Ontology annotation, cellular component: membrane. NCBI's taxonomy places the organism in Eukaryota, Metazoa, Cnidaria, Anthozoa, Actiniaria, Aiptasiidae. The transcript has a single exon. The coding region runs from base 1 to 918 and encodes 305 amino acids. The record is from RefSeq and is a predicted model, not a curated record.